AUGCCGGAACUAGCAGAGGUCGCACGGAUUGUGCAUUUUAUUCGCCAACACUUGGUCGGGAAGACCCUAUCCAAGGUCCAGACGCAACAUGAUGAUAUUGUGUACGGGAAAGUGGGAACCAGCGCGGCCGAGUUCCAGAAAGCUAUGCAGGGCAAGAAGAUCGUAGGUGCUGGACAACAAGGCAAAUAUUUCUGGAUCACCAUGUCUUCGCCACCGCAUGCGGUGAUGCACUUUGGGAUGGCCGGCUGGCUGAAGAUCAAGGAUGCCGACACAUACUACUACCGAUCCGACAAGCCCGCAGAUAAGGAGUGGCCGCCGAAAUAUUGGAAAUUUUUGAUGGAAACCAGCGAUGAGCUCAAGACGGAGGCGGCAUUUGUGGACUUCCGUCGUCUUAGCCGGAUCAGACUGGUUGAUUGUCCCGCCGAUGAUAUUCGCAACCACACGCCCCUCAAAGAAAACGGGCCAGAUCCAGUCGCUGAUAAGGAUACCGUGUCGGCGGAGUGGUUGAUGAGCAAACUGCGGAGCAAGAAAGUGCCCAUCAAAGCACUUUUGCUCGACCAAGCUAAUAUCAGCGGAAUUGGGAAUUGGAUGGGGGAUGAAAUUCUGUAUCACGCUAAGAUACACCCAGAACAAUACUCUAACACCUUGUCCGACGAGCAGAUCAAGGAACUGCAUACCUCGAUACAUUAUGUCUGCUCUACCUCCCUCGAUGUACUGGCUGAUUCAGAGCAAUUUCCUGAGCACUGGCUCUUCAAACAUCGGUGGGGCAAAGGGAAGAAGAACCAACCCGCGGUUCUUCCCAAUGGCGAUAAGAUCACGUUUCUCACCGUUGGCGGCCGGACAAGUGCAGUGGUACCGUCCGUCCAGAAAAAGACCGGGCCUGUGGCCAAGGAUUUCGAUGAGAGCACCAAUGGCACGCCGGCAAACUCGAAACGCAAAAGAGCAGCGGUGAAAAAGGAGAGCGAUUCAGAAGCCGAGGAAGUGACCAAGCCGAAAUCUGCGAAAUUACAGAGCAAGAAGAAGCGAACGGCUGUAAAGAGUGAAGACUCGGAAGAGGAGAAGAAGCCAAAUGGCCCGAGUCUUGGUAGACGACGCUCUACGCGGACAAGGACAUAG
This is a messenger RNA of Penicillium lagena, 1116 nucleotides long. Its product is annotated as putative formamidopyrimidine-DNA glycosylase. The transcript has 2 exons. Gene Ontology annotation, molecular function: zinc ion binding; damaged DNA binding; DNA-(apurinic or apyrimidinic site) endonuclease activity. Lineage: Eukaryota; Fungi; Ascomycota; Eurotiomycetes; Eurotiales; Aspergillaceae. Bases 1 to 1116 code for a protein of 371 amino acids. The record is from RefSeq and is a predicted model, not a curated record. Gene Ontology annotation, biological process: base-excision repair. Gene Ontology annotation, cellular component: nucleus.